This is a messenger RNA of Contarinia nasturtii (swede midge), 1400 nucleotides long. RefSeq names its product Y-box-binding protein 1-like. The record is from RefSeq and is a predicted model, not a curated record. Gene Ontology annotation, molecular function: nucleic acid binding. NCBI's taxonomy places the organism in Eukaryota, Metazoa, Arthropoda, Insecta, Diptera, Cecidomyiidae. Bases 153 to 1007 code for a protein of 284 amino acids. The transcript is spliced from 4 exons. Gene Ontology annotation, cellular component: nucleus. Gene Ontology annotation, biological process: regulation of gene expression.
ACUUCUAAUAGCGUUUCAGUUGGAAUUCGUUCUCAAUAGAGAAACAUCUGGGAAAUAAGAGGUCACACUAUUUGUGAGUGAGUGAUUUUUACCAUCUUUUUCUUUUACCAUCGAACAUCACUCGUUGUAAUUGAGUCUACAUAAUAACAUCAAUGGCUGACUCCGAAAAAGUCCAAGACCAACAACCGUUGAAGCAAAAAAUCCAAAACCACUCGGAUGGAGUUAAUGGCGAAUCAACACCAGACUCCGUUAUUCAACAAAAACAAACGAUCGCCGAAAAAGUCACCGGAACUGUCAAAUGGUUCAAUGUAAAAAGUGGCUAUGGUUUCAUUAACCGCAAUGAUACCAAAGAAGAUGUAUUCGUACAUCAAACGGCUAUCAUAAAAAACAAUCCAAAGAAAGCGGUUCGAUCGGUUGGUGACGGUGAGGUGGUUGAAUUCGACGUCGUCUUGGGCGACAAAGGGAAUGAAGCGGCCAAUGUAACUGGUGUCGGCGGCGAACCAGUUCAAGGUAGCCCAUUUGCUGCGGAUAAACGACGUGGAUUCCGUUUGUGGCGACAAAGAGCACGUCGUCGCACACAAAAGUCCGAAGGUAGUGCCAACGAAAAUGGCACAAAUGACGAGAAUCCGGAAGGAAAUGGUGAAGAAGGAAAGAAGCGACGCUUCAGACCACGUCGCAAUCGUUUUGGUCGUAACAGAGGUCAACGAUCACAAGGACAAGAUGCUGAAGAGUCGGGUGAAGGUGGUGAAACGACCGGUGAUGAUGGUGGUCCACGGAGUGGAAAUUCGGUUGGAAGACGUAGACGUUUUUUCAAGCGUAAUUUCCGUCAACGUAAGCCCGGCAACGAGAAUGCCGGUGAUGGCGAUCAAAAAGACGGCGAAAAUGGUUCGAACGGCAAUGCUGCCCGUCGGCCAAGAAAGACACGUUUCCGUGAUCGCCCACGCAAUCGACCAAAUAAAAAUCGCAGCGGCGAUCAGAACGGUGGAGAGGCUCAACAAAAUGAAUGAAUAAACAAAAAUCGAGAGAAAUCGAUUUGAUGACAAACAAAAACUGCAUCAAAAUCGCAUUCUGGUCAACGAUCCAAACCAGAUUCCAAUUUCUUCUCAUUUCAAUGAAUGCAAUACUGAAGCAAAACCAACAAAAAAAUGAACAAAAAAAAGAUUGAUUAGAGUGUGAAGUGUGUGUGCUAAAAUAUCCAACUCAAUUGCAUUCAAUGAAUUUCAAGAUAUUCUCUAGUUUAAGACACCUCCUUGAACCAUCUUAACAGAAUGGUAUCUUCAAAAAAAUCUCACCCAGUGACUAAUAAAAUUGUGUGAAAUGUUAUUAAUAUAAUUUCACUCAUAAGGGCAGCUCUGUCGCGUUUAUUUAAAACAAAAAAACACAUUUCAUUGUUUUUGUGA